GGCCAGGCAGCCGGCAGCCAGUCAGCUCGCUACCUGCAGCUAGGCUGCCUACCAUGCUCAACUUCGGCGCUUCUCUCCAACAAGCUGCGGAGGAGAGAAUGGAAAUGAUUUCAGAAAGGUCAAAAGAGAGUAUGUAUUCCUGGAACAAGACUACAGAGAAAAGUGACUUUGAAGCUGUCGAGGCCCUUAUGUCUAUGAGCUGCAGUUGGAAGUCUGGCUUUAAGAAAUACCUGGAAAACAGACCUGUUACUCCAGCCUCUGAUACAUCAGAGGAGGAGAGUCUGCUUCCAGGCACACCUGACUUCCAUGCCAUCCCAGCAUUUUGUUUGACCCCGCCUUACAGCCCCUCUGACUUUGAGCCCUCUCAAGUGUCAAAUCUGAUGGCACCAGCGCCACCUACUGGACAUUUCAAGUCAUUCUCAGACCCUGCCAAGCCUACCGUCCCUGUACCUUUCAAAGAGGAACAGAACCCAGUAUCUACCCCCAAACUCCCCAAGGCUCAGGCAACAAGUGUGAUUCGACAUACAGCUGAUGCCCAGUUAUGUAACCACCAAUCUUGCCCAGUGAAAGCAGCUGGCAUCCUCAACUACCAGGACAAUUCUUUUAGAAGAAGAACCCACCUAAAUGUGGAAGCUGCAAGAAAAAACAUUCCCUGUGCAGCUGUGUCACCAAACAGGUCCAAAUGUGAGCGAAAUGCAGUGGCCGAUGCCGACGAGAAAGCAGGUGUGCCACGCUAUGACUUUUCUGUGCCUUCCUCAGAGACUGUCAUUUGUAGGUCUCAGCCAGCCCCAGCAUCCCCGCAGCAGAAGUCUGUGUUGGUGUCUCCACCCGCAGUGCCCACAGGGGGAAUGUCGCCUCUGCCUGUCAUCUGCCAGAUGGUUCCUCUUCCUGCAAACAACCCCGUUGUGACCACUGUUGUUCCCAGCACUCCACCCAGCCAGCCACCGGCGGUCUGCCCGCCUGUGGUGUUCAUGGGCACUCAGGUGCCCAAAGGCGCAGUCAUGUUUGUCGUCCCUCAGACCGUAGUGCCGAGCCCAAAGCCUCCAGUGUUGAGCCCCAACGGCACCAGACUCUCUCCCAUUGCUCCUGCACCUGGGUUUCCCCCUUCGGCAGCAAAAGUCACUCCUCAGAUCGACUCAUCCAGAGUAAGAAGUCACAUCUGUAGCCACCCAGGGUGCGGCAAGACCUACUUUAAAAGUUCCCACCUGAAGGCCCACAUGAGAACACAUACAGGAGAGAAGCCUUUUAGCUGUAGCUGGAAAGGUUGUGAAAGGAGGUUCGCCCGUUCUGAUGAACUGUCCAGACACCGGCGAACCCACACAGGUGAGAAGAAAUUUGCCUGUCCCAUGUGCGACCGGCGGUUCAUGAGGAGUGACCAUCUGACCAAGCACGCCCGGCGCCACCUGUCAGCCAAGAAACUCCCAAACUGGCAGAUGGAAGUGAGCAAGUUAAAUGACAUUGCUCUACCUUCAGUCCCUGCACCCAACCAGUGAUGGAUGAGGUGAAGAAUGAGAACUAACUUUAGUCCCAGCUGGGAAGCAGUGGUGGGGUCAGAAUACUUCCGCUACAAAAGUCUGUGGCCCUGGAAUGGGGCUGAGUGUAGCCUAUGACCUGAGGUGGAGCCCAGUAUGGGUCACAUGACCAGUGCUUUGGCCACAGGCCCAUCACUGCAGGGCAGGUUUCAUUUACCACCUGAGAGAUGAGGGCUUGUGUUCCCUUGAGUAUGGUUUGAAGGUUUCAGGUGAGGUCACAGGUAGCACAGGUUUAGAAGGUGUGCACCUCUGUUACUUUUUUUUGUUUUGCUACACUUGAGACCAGUUUUUCAAUGUGACUCUUCUCAAGCACUGGUUUCAAGAACAGAGAGACUAGAAAUCACGGUACAGAUAUGGACAUCAGAAAUCAGUUUGUAUUAUUAUACAGAUUGUCAUCUUUUCCUAGAGUUAUCUUGUUCACUAUUUCUAGUCUUUCCCGUCAACUUCAUGGGUGUAGUUACUGAAUAUAUCUUGAACUAUCAUUUUCACACUAUUGGUAUUUGGAAUUGAAUGAAGGCUGUACAUUGCUAAAGGAGAGGCCCGAGGCGUUUGGAAUCCUUACUCAUUUAAUUGCUUUGAAGUACAGCUACAAUUUUCAUUUUGCAUUUUUGUUUUGAAGGUUUAACAAAUGAGUAUUUAGGCAUUUUAUUAUGCUUUGGACUUUAGUUUGCCUGCAGUUUCUUGUGUAGAUUCGAAAAUUGUAUAUCAAUGUUUUCUGUAGACUCUAAGAUACACUGCACUUUGUUAAAGAAAAAGAUUCUGAAAAUGAAAAUACAUUUUGUAAAGAAGUAUAUCAGUAAUUUUAGAUAACUCCUUGAAAAAGACGGCUCACGUUAUCCGUAAAAUACCCUUACAUUAUGAAGAUAAAAUGUGUGCUUUAUUAAAUUACAAAAUUAGUGACCAUUAUUUACAGAUAGAUAAAUGUCCUAUUUAUUUAUAUGAGUUUUUCGGGGAUGUAGAGGUAGGUAGGUAGAGAAAUUAUUAUUGCCAGAGUAUUUACUUUGUUUUUCAACUUGAAAAUAUAGUUAUGUUCUCCUUACCACCCCAGUUUUGGAAGUACUCAGAAAACUCCCAUGGAGUCCUUCCACAGGCCAGGAAAGUACUCUGCCACUGAGCUACAUCUUUGGCCUAGCACAGGGGCUUUUAUUAAUUAACAGCAUUUCUGUUCUGUUCUGUUGUAUAGUAGAUGAUCUACACAGUGGUAAAAUUGUUUAAAAUACAUAGUGAAAAUACCACCAUAUAUUCCCAUUUAAAGGUUUUCUGGCAUCAAAACUUGGAAUCUUGGUUUAAAAAAAAGUUUUUUUUUUCUUAAUUAGAAAAAAAUCCUUGUGAGUUACAAUUUGCACAAUGUUUCUUUUGUUGUACUUUAUAUCUUGUUUACAAUAAAGAAUUUUCUUUGGUAUACUUAA
Messenger RNA from Dipodomys ordii (Ord's kangaroo rat), 2941 nucleotides. RefSeq names its product Kruppel-like factor 10 (gene Klf10). Gene Ontology annotation, molecular function: RNA polymerase II cis-regulatory region sequence-specific DNA binding; DNA-binding transcription factor activity, RNA polymerase II-specific. Gene Ontology annotation, biological process: regulation of transcription by RNA polymerase II. The coding region runs from base 54 to 1493 and encodes 479 amino acids. The record is from RefSeq and is a predicted model, not a curated record. NCBI's taxonomy places the organism in Eukaryota, Metazoa, Chordata, Mammalia, Rodentia, Heteromyidae. The transcript is spliced from 4 exons.